AUGCCAACCAGUAGCGUCGCCGCCCAGGGCAGCAGUAGUGGUAGCGGCGGCGGCUCUGCGUACAGGGCUGGGGAGAGGUCUUCCGCGUCAUCCUCCUCGUCUCAUGACGGGACUUUGGAGACUGACCACGCCGGACCAUCGUAUUCGUCACCGUCGCGCGGGUUGGCAUCGCAGGACGGCGAUCAGCAGCGCCCCUAUGAAGACGAUGAUUCAACGCUCAUUUCUGUGGAGUAUAUCCAGCGGCUUUGGCUCAUGCGAGCAAUCAGCCGCACUGUGCUCGCCCCGCUCGAGCGCGUGAAGUACGUCAUGCAGUGCCAAAAGGAGCUCCAACGCGCAGGUGUCCUUCAGUGCGAGUUCAAGACCGUGUGGUCCUGUGUGCGCUACCUGAAGCACAUGGAGGGGGCGCGGAGCUUCUGGCGCGGCAACCUCAUCCAGGUGGUCUCGCUUCUGCCUAUACUGCUCGCGCAGAUAUUUGUUGCGUACCCAACACAAUCGUUCAUCUUCAACUCCUGUGUGGCGCAUUCCGUAGCGGGCUACACGGCGGCCAGCUACGCCGCCCUUCUCGGGGGUGCACUAGCGGCCACUGCGGUGAGCUACCCCCUGGAGUACGCGCGGUUUCGUCUCGCCGUCGAUGUCAAGUCCCACGUCGGCGCCCCGUACCAGUUCCGCAACAGCUUUGUGUUCUUCUCCCAUCCCGUGAUGAGCGAAUGCCCCCACUUCCUCUACCGCGGCCUCACUCUUUUUAUCUUCGGCAGCGUUGUUUACCAGUCUCUGCAGAGUGUUCUGCUGAACCUCGUGGCGCCGUACGUACCGCCAGACGAGGAAGGCAGCGGUUGGACCCCGGCGAUUAUACAAACAGUGUGUGGUUUGGCGGUAUCUGGCACGACAACCCUGUGUCUUCAUCCGGUGGACCUAGUGCGCCAUCGCAUGAUGGUCGCCGUUAUGGAGGACCGGCUGCGGUACUCAUCCACCAUGAAGUGUGUGGCCCGCAUCGCGCAAAAGGAGGGUGUCCGUGGCUUCUUUCGUGGCGGGACCGUUACUCUGACGAAGAUGAUAGCGGCGACGGGGCUUGUCUUGGCGGGGCUGCCGUACUAG
Molecule: messenger RNA, 1095 nt
Organism: Leishmania mexicana MHOM/GT/2001/U1103
Lineage: Eukaryota; Euglenozoa; Kinetoplastea; Trypanosomatida; Trypanosomatidae
Product: adp/ATP carrier-like protein
Exons: 1
Coding region: 1-1095 (364 amino acids)
Biological process (GO): mitochondrial ADP transmembrane transport; mitochondrial ATP transmembrane transport
Cellular component (GO): mitochondrial inner membrane
Molecular function (GO): ATP:ADP antiporter activity
Source: RefSeq, a predicted model, not a curated record